Meloidogyne enterolobii is the source of this 3243-nucleotide messenger RNA. Lineage: Eukaryota; Metazoa; Nematoda; Chromadorea; Rhabditida; Meloidogynidae. The record is from the annotation of a GenBank genome assembly.
AUGAAAUUUUUUCUAUUUUUUCUCCUUUGUUUUUCAAAGAAAAGUUUUGAGCAAAACUUGACACAAUUAUUAACUACAACAUUUAAUUCUAACAUAUCAACAACAACAAAAACAACACUAAAAACAACAACACCUCCACAAACAACAACAAAAACUUCUUUUUCUUCUUCCAACCAAACAAUACCUUUACAACUUAAAGUUGGUUUGUUGGCGGCAAAUGGAAGUUUAUAUCGGUCCCUUUAUGGCUUUGGACAAAGCACACCAGCAAUUAGUAUAGCUUUACAAAGGGCUAGGGAUGAACAUUUGAUUGAUAAUGUUAAUUUUACUUUUACAUGGAAAAUAUGUGAUUGUGAUCAAGUUUUAACUGCUGGAUAUGUUAAUGAAUUGAUCUUAAAUACAAGUGUUGAUGUUAUUAUUGGACCACCAUGUGUUACUUCUGCAAUUGUUGCUGGUUAUGCUCCCGCAUUUUACAAUAUUCCAAUAUAUCUUUGGGGUGCAACAAUGGCUUCAUCAUUAAAUGAUCAAACAGUAUAUCCAACAUUAGUUAAUAUAAAUUCAAAUACAAAAAUGCUUUCAUUAGCUAUACAAGCUGUUUUAACACAAUUUAAUUGGUUUGAAGUAUCUUUAAUUUAUGUUCCGGAUAAUGUUAGAAAACAACAAAUGGAUUCAACAUCUAAAUCAAUGAAGGAUACACUUUUACAAUUGCAGAAUCGAUCAAGAAUUGUUGUGGCUGCCUUUGAUACAUUACAAGAUAGGAGAACAUUUUUGUUAGCAUUAUAUGACCUUGGAAUUGCUAAAAGCAAUGAAUAUGUUUUUAUUAUUGGACAAUUAAGGAAUUUAGGAAUGUUACAAAGAGUAAAUUCAACACAAUAUACAAAUUUUUGGAGGGAUAUUAAUAAUCAAAGUGAUGGGCGUGAUAAUGAUGCGUUAAUGGCUAGUAGAAGAGUAAUAAUUGUUGACUUAGAAGACCAAUCUAAUGAUCAAAUAAAUGCAUUUAUGCAAAAAGUAUCAUCAAUGUUUGGAGCACCUCCAUUUAACUGUAAAGAUGAAUGUAUGGGUGCAAUUAAUGAAAGAAUACCUUGUUCAUAUGCUAUAAGUUUACACGAUGCUACUUAUGCUUACUUUUUAUCAUUAAAUAAAACAGCUGAAAAAUAUGGAUAUUUAUCAGUUAAUUUAGCAAGAAAUGGGUCUUUAAUUAAUAAUAUGAGUGAAGGGGAAUUUUCUGGACAAACUGGGCGUGUAAUUUUAGAUAAAACAGGAAAUCGUCAACCAAAUUUUUAUGUAACAAUUUUGGAUGCUUCAGAUCAACCAACUGUUAUAAUGAAUAUUUCUAUUGUUUUGGGAGUAAUUAGACCUUUAUAUAAACCAAUAUGUGGAUAUACUGGGACAGAAUGUCCACAAAAUAUAACAACAUAUAUAUUAAUUGGUGUUGGUUUGGUUUUGUUAUUGUUAGUAGCUACUUUAGGUGGAAUUGGUUAUGCUGUUCGAGAAAAAUUAAAAGAAAAGGAACGUUUAACUAGAGAAUGUUUAAUACCUUUUGGAGAAUUAAAAAAUAUAAAAGAAUUAAAAAGUAAUGAAGAUAUGAGAAGUUUAGAGGCAAAUAAAAGUUUAAAAAGUUUACAAAGUAGCCAAUCUGGCAGUACAAAAUUAACAAGUAUGGAUGAUAAAAAAUUGGAAACAGAAAAUUAUGCACAUUUUUUAUAUAAUAGAGAAGUUGCUUUUGCUAUUAAAUAUCAAGUUAGAGUUAGAAUAUUUAAUGAAGAUUUUGUGCUUUUGAGAAAGAUACGUCAAUUGGAUCAUGACAAUUUAAAUAAAUUUUGUGGACUUUGUACAGAUGCUCCAAUUCUUUAUGCAAUUUGGAAGCAUUGUCAGAGAGGGAGUUUAAAAGAUUUAAUUGCCAAAGAGCAAUAUGUCGGUGAUUCUUUUGUGAUGUUUACUUUAAUGAGGGAUAUAGCUAGUGGAUUAAUAGCUUUGCACGGGUCAUUUGUUGGAGCACAUGGAAUGCUUUCCUCAGAGAAUUGUUUAAUUAAUGAUCGUUGGCAAGUAAAGAUUAGCGAUUUUGGAUUGAAUAUGAUUAGAGAAAGUCAACCAAUGUCAAAAAGAAAAUUAUUGUGGACAGCACCAGAAUUAUUAAGAGAAAAUAAUCGAAAAGGAACAAAAGAAGGAGAUGUUUAUAGUUUUGCUAUAAUUUGUUGUGAAUUAGUUAAUAGAGAAACUGUUUGGAAUGGAGUUGAAAGAGAAGAUGAUGUUGAUGAGAUUAUUUAUCGCCUAAGACGAACAAAUACAGCAAUUCCACACAGACCUCAGCUGCAUCCAAGGGAAGAAAUUAAUCAAAAUCUCAUUCAUUUAAUACGAGACUGUUGGAGUGAAAUUCCAACAGAACGUCCAAGAAUAGAUCAAGUCAGAACAAUGUUAAAACAAAUGGUUAGGGAUGGGAGUCAAAAUUUAAUGGAUUAUGUUUUUGGAAUGUUAGAGCAAUAUGCAAGUUCUUUAGAACAAGAAGUUGAGGAAAGAACUAGAGAAUUAGUUGAAGAAAAAAGAAAAAGUGAUAUUCUUUUAUAUAGAAUGCUUCCAAAACAAGUUGCCGAUAAAUUAAAAUUGGGGGAAUUUGUUGAACCAGAACAAUUUAGUGCAGCAACAAUAUUCUUUUCUGAUGUUGUUUCAUUUACAACAUUAGCUAGUAAAUGUUCUCCUUUACAAGUUGUAAAUUUAUUGAAUGGAUUAUACACAGCAUUUGAUGGGAUUAUUGACAGUCACGAUGUUUAUAAAGUCGAAACAAUUGGAGAUGGUUAUUUAGUUUGUUCUGGAAUUCCUCGGAAAAAUGGGAAUGACCAUGCUAAAGAAAUUUCUGAACUUGCAUUUGCUUUCCUACGUACCGUCUCAACAUUUAGAGUUGACCAUUUGCCAAAUGAACGUGUUAAUUUACGUAUUGGAAUACAUACUGGACCAGCAGUCGCUGGAGUUGUUGGAUUGACAAUGCCUCGUUAUUGUUUAUUUGGAGACACUGUAAAUACAGCUAGUAGAAUGGAAUCUAAUGGAAGACCUGGACGUAUCCAUAUAUCAACCACAACUAAUCAUUAUUUAACUAACAUAAUUGGAGGAUAUGUAACAGAACCUAGAGGAGAAGUAAUUAUUAAAGGAAAAGGAGUUAUGGAAACAUUUUGGCUACUUGGACAUUCUGGGGAUUCUCAUUAUCUUGGAGCUGUACCUUCUGAUGAUAGAGGAAGCCCCGAACCUAUGUAG